UGUGGAAUUGAAUGUUACAAUGAACUCGAAAUUUGUACCGGCGUUGGAACACAUGUGGAAGAUGCAUCACUUCCCGAACCUUCUAAAGCUUACUAUUACCUUCAUUAUGAUUAAAGUUGAUAAUGACGAUGAGAAUGACCAAGAUGAUGAAGAAGCCGAUGUUGUCGUGGUGACCCCGAAAAUCCCACAAUUUCUGACCUUGCCAAACCUGAAGUCUCUCAAGAUCGUGGUCAAAGAUCAAACUGAAAUCGGUCAGGACGACGAGAUCUCCUCGAUUUGUCGAAGACUACUCAAUUCUGCGUCUAACGUUCAACAAGUCGAAAUCGAUGCCAGUUUCAAUCCAGAUUUCACGUCUUGUGCAAAACUGAAGGUUCUUAGCUACACAUUUGUCCAAUUCUUUGACGGCUGGGUGACUCUUCGACCGGACGAAGAUUACGUCAGCAUGCGCAAAUUGGCCGGGAUGUUAGACACAUGUCGAAAUUCGUUGACCAGCUUGACGCUAUCAAGUUUUUAUGAUGCUAGGAAUUUGAUCCCUGGGACUUUCAUGCUCCCCUCAAUCCCAAACUUGAAGGUCCUCCAUAUCGAUGAACUGUACCGCUUGGGAAAUUUUCUGCAUCCCGUCAACCUUCCAAAUCUGACCCACGUCACUUUCUCUAAUUACUAUUGUCUGGAUUACAUUGUUCGAAAUUUCGAGACUCCCCAUGAACAAAUUACUUCGCUUGACGUGGGAGUCCUCUACAGCAAUUUCGACGUGGACGUCACAGCUGCGGCGAAAAUCGUCCGCCUUUUCCCAUCAGUAAAAAACUUUCGGUUGAAGUUGGACAUUUCGCGUGAUGGGAAUGACCUGCCCAACAUAACGGAAAUGUUGCAAUCCUUCGCCACGUGGGAUUUUACGUCUGCGUCGGUGGAGGUUGACAAUGAUGAGGUGUCACCUGACGUUCUUGGCGUGUUGCGAGGGGUGGCAGUCUGGGAAGAUUUGUCACGGACAGGAGUUAGCUUUAAAGUCACGGCGAGUCCCACGUUUGUGCUGGACGACUCGAUGGAGGAUAUUCUGUUAGCGUGCCGAACGCUGAAAUGGAUUAAAAUGUCUGGAUUUCGGAUGGAGGAGGAGGAGAAGGAACUGUUUCAAGAAUUUAUGGAGCUACACGCGCUCCCGAUAAGCUGGGUGGAUUAAUCCCCGGAUUCAUCAAUUAUUCAUUGCAAAUUACUCGUCUAUAUGUAAACAAAAUUUGUAGUCUGCAAAAAUUGACGUUAUUAUUCAAGCAGUUUCAUUUAUUAAUAAAACAUUGAUUUACAUAAA
Messenger RNA from Folsomia candida, 1300 nucleotides. RefSeq lists its product as uncharacterized. Lineage: Eukaryota; Metazoa; Arthropoda; Collembola; Entomobryomorpha; Isotomidae. The transcript has 4 exons. Bases 20 to 1174 code for a protein of 384 amino acids. The record is from RefSeq and is a predicted model, not a curated record.